Didymosphaeria variabile is the source of this 1581-nucleotide messenger RNA. RefSeq lists its product as uncharacterized. Gene Ontology annotation, biological process: ribosomal large subunit biogenesis; ribosomal small subunit biogenesis. Bases 1 to 1581 code for a protein of 526 amino acids. Gene Ontology annotation, molecular function: RNA binding; DNA binding. The record is from RefSeq and is a predicted model, not a curated record. Gene Ontology annotation, cellular component: nucleolus. Lineage: Eukaryota; Fungi; Ascomycota; Dothideomycetes; Pleosporales; Didymosphaeriaceae. The transcript has 3 exons.
AUGGGUGACGACCUCGAGGCGCGAUUGAAGACGCACCAGCGGGCGUUCGAGGGCUUGAUGUCUUUGAUCCCUGCCAAGGACUACUAUGGCAAGGAUGAGAGCAUUACCAGCACAGAAUGGACCCGUGUGGGAAAGAAGCAGUCCAAAGCAGAGCGACAGGCCGCAAAGCGAGCGAAGCUGGAUCCAGCGAAUCACAAGAGCGCCCUCGACGUGUUGGAGGAAAAUGCACGGAAGCGGAAGCGGGAACUCGAGGCCGAGGCCGAUGGCAACGACUCUUCCGACUUAGACAUGGACAUUGAGAGGGAGAAGCCGGGUGAAGGCAUGAGGACACUAUCGGCCAAGGCAAAGAAGCAGAAGACCGCCAAAGACGACGCCGACCCGACGCCGAACCAGCAGACAAAGGACGAGGAAAAGAAGGCGGCCAAGGAAGCGCGAGUCAGGGCCAAGGCCGACAAGAAGCAGCAACAGCGUGAGAAGAAGAAGGAGAAACAGGCGCAGAAACAACACCACCAACAAUCAAGAAAGGCACAACAAGAAGAGUCCAGCAAAGCAUUGACCGACACAGGAGAGACGGCUGAUGAAGAUGAAGAGGCUUCAGGCUCGGCGGAUGAAGAAGAAGAGCAUGACGAUGACCAAAUACAAGCUAUGGAUGUGAGUGGGCUGGUCGAGGAAGAACAGUCUACCGCUACGCCGUCUGCCGCAGACUCCACUGCCUCCACAGCGUCCGUGGCCUCCAACGUCUCGUCUUCAUCCUCCAUGCCACCACCCUCCGACAUUCCACAAAAGAAGGAAAAGAAAUCGCUUGUACCUAACCAACAAAAGCACGAAGAAUUCCGGGCCCGGCUUCAGGCACGGCUCGAAGAAAUGCGCGCCAAGAGGAAAGCCGACGGUCCCGACGGAAGACCGGCAAAGAACCGCGCUGAGCUGAUCGAGGCUCGGCGGAAGAAGGAAGCAGAGCGCAAACAAGCAAAGAAAGCCCAGCGCCAACUUGCGCAGGAGGACGAAGAGCGUCUGAAGGCAGAGGAGCAACUUGCGCGGAUACGUGGUGGAUCUGGUUCCCCCUCUAUCUUUUCACAUCGGUCGUCGCCCGACCGAGAACGAAAUCUGAGUUUUGGUCGGGUAGCGUGGAGUGAUGGGAAACAGCUUGAGGGUGACCUCUCUGGGUUCCGGGAGUCGAAGAAACAGAAAGGCAGGUCUGAUGCCAAGACCGCUCUUGAGGCCGCCAAGAACAAGCAGGCACGUCUCAAUGCGCUUGACGAGGAGAAGCGCAAAGACAUUCAAGAAAAGGAUCUGUGGCUCAACGCCAAGCGACGAGCUCAAGGCGAACGGGUACAUGACGACCCUAAGCUAUUGAAGAAGAGCGUUAAGCGCCUGGACCAGGCUAAAGCCAAAAGCUCACGAGAAUGGGGUGACCGUAAGGAGGCCGUGGAGAAGGGCAAGGAGACCAGGCAGAAGAAGCGCGAGGAGAAUUUGCGGAAGCGGAGAGAUGAGAAGGGUAUGAAAGGUAAGAAGAAGGUUGGAAAGCCAGGGAAAAAGGUGAAGAAGCGGGCCGGGUUUGAGGGCACGUUCAGAGCGAAAUAA